UGACCUUCUCCAGGCUGGAGUCGUUCUUCCUCGUCUUCCUCCUCCGUCCAUCUGGUUCUCUUCCCCUCGAUCUCGCUUUCGCCACCAGAUCCGCGCGCUGAUAGAUUGUUGGGUUCCGAGACUGGUUGCCUGAAGGUGUUGUGUUCCGCAAAGCAACAGGUUUAAAGUUAUCAGAAGAUUGCUACAGAUAUGGCGGUGAGAAUCAUGCUACUGAUGCAAUUCUAGCCAAGGCAGGUGGUUUGUAUGGUGGUGCGAUAAGAAAUGUAGAGAAAGAGCUUGAAGAUUUCAGUUCCUUUCUGACUUCACAGGCUAACAUCCCUAUUUGUUUGGAUCUUCUUCGCAUGAAUAGAGAAUUUGGUUGUAGAACCAUCGAGAGCAAUGGCAACUGGUGUGCCACUCGAGGAUGCUCGUGGCCUUACCCAACAUUAUAGUCGCAUGAUACAAGAGGCUGAGAGCCUGGCGGCAGAAAUUUCAAUAAGGCAAUUACGGGUGAGAGAAUCUGCUAGUCCAGAAAGCACCUCAAAGCUUCAAGCCUCUCAGGCCAAAAUGCUUGAAAUAAAAGAAAGUAUGGCAGUGUUGGGAAAAGAAGCUGCUGCUGAGUCACAACAGCAAAGGCAGACUUUUCAACGUAUAGUUGACAUGAUAGAGGCUGAAAAAUCUCUUCAUUUAAGAGUAGCUGCUAUACUUGAUGUUCUUGAAGCUGAGAUUGUCACUGAAAAACAGCAAAAGGUGUCUGCACCACCGCCUCUUCUUUCUCACAAUCGCUCUGAAAAAGCCAUAUACUUUCUCACUGAGGCUAUGCAUCACUUCAAUGCUGCUUCUGAAAAGAAAUUAAGUUUGGUGGUUGGAGACUAUGUUGUCAUACCAAAGGUUGGCUUUCUGAAUGAAUUUGUUUUAGUUCAUUUUGUUUAUUUUUUAAUUUGGAACCCAUGUUCGGAGUCGCCCUAAGGAUGGAGCACUAUGUGUGUGGGGUUGAUCUCUUUGGACGAGCCGGGCAGUUUGAGGAAGCAUUGAAGUUGGUCGAGUCAAUGCCAUUUGAGCAUGACAAGAUGGCUUGGUUGACACUGCUAGGCGCGUGUAGAGUACGCAGUGAUUCGAAAUUGUCUAGUCGUGUGGCUGAGCACUUGCUUGUGUUGGAGUCUAAACAUCACUCGAUGUAUGUGCUCCUAUCGCAUAUGUAUUCAGGGGUGGGGAUGUGGGAUGAUAGGGCUACAAUGCAGAUAACAAUGAGGAGUAGUGGGUUGAGUAAAGUCCCAGAUUGGAGCUGGGUGGAGAUCAGGAACCAGGUGCAAUAGGUCGCAUCCUCAAGUCGAAUAGAUAUACGAGAUGCUAGAAGUUUUAACAGACAUGCUCGCGGCCAUUUCUGCAUAAGAUACUGAAGUUUUUUGUAUUCAAAUCCAUAUGUACAUGCCAUCUUGAACAA
Zingiber officinale is the source of this 1423-nucleotide messenger RNA. Its product is annotated as SH3 domain-containing protein 3-like. NCBI's taxonomy places the organism in Eukaryota, Viridiplantae, Streptophyta, Magnoliopsida, Zingiberales, Zingiberaceae. The coding region runs from base 379 to 948 and encodes 189 amino acids. The transcript is spliced from 7 exons. The record is from RefSeq and is a predicted model, not a curated record.